AUGACAGCGUUACAACCAAGAAGGCUCCAAGUGUCCCAAGAGAUUACUGGAGAAGGGAUGUUGCCUGUGAGAAACAACUGGUUCAUCAGUCUGAGCGGGUUCCCACUUUACGCAGUGGUGUGCAACCCCCUCUAGCGUUCAAAUGGCAAAUCUGCACACAUUCACUAAUAACAUCGUGUAAAGGAAUGAGAUUUUCUCACAUUCUCUUCCUGCCAGUAAAUAAAUAAAUGAUAUGCACCACUACAUAGAACAUAUACAAGUGCUUUGGCGCUGUGGAGUAAAUGUAUUGUCGAGUUGUAGGAUCUGUUAUGCUGAAACACUUUUCUUCAGGCCACAGUCAUCAGUUUGAUGACUUGUCAGCCCCCAUUAUUAUCAUCACCACUGUCUCUUCAGGGAAGGCAUAGAAAUCCAUUGUUUGGCGUUGCUAAAGCGUUUCAUGAUCUGUUUUAUUUAAAAUUAUAUGGGGCCAUACAUGGGGUAUUUUGCUUUUAUGGAGUCAAAUGUAGAAUAUCACCGCUGAACUGAAUGUAAUGGGUAAACAUUUAUAAUCAACCAUUUAUAUACCUAUUGUAUAGUUUAUAACAUGCAUUCUAUUUUGUACAUGCUGAGAAGAUAGACGAUUAGUUAUCACGAUCCUCAGCAUCAUCAUCUUCAUCACAGCCUACUUCGAGCGCCUCUCUGAGGGGGGCAAACUGUUCAAAUGGCCGGAGGGCUGCCUGCUGAAGCAACCCUGAGCUCCUGUCUGUGACGAAGCGAACGUCAGCGGGACAGAGCCAACCACAGCCAGUGUCAUUUGCACAGAAGAAGACCCAUACGACGGUGCUGCUCGACAGUGGUUCUCAGUGAGAUUGCCAAUGCUUGAGUCGGUGCUAGUAACUCCGCUACACUAGCCCGAAUUUGCUCCUAGACUGCUUUGCUUAGAUCUGCAUUAAUGAUCUUAAAUUAAGUAAGUGGUGUGGAGAUGCUGUGGAGGAAUAUACCUGUGCGCAAAGAGAGUCUUCGUCCUUCUCCCCACAGAGUGGAAACUGGAUAUGUAGCCAGAACUCCAGGGGUGUUUCCACAGUAAUGCAUCUUGGAAGUUGUGGCAAUCAAAUGAUUCCCUACUUUAACCCUCGGAGAAGCCUCGUAGAUGAUAUUUCUCUGCGCAACUUCAUGGAUUUGGAUUGACUGAAGACUAUAUGAAGAACAGACAUGGCAGUGCCAAAUAUAGUAUUCUCAGACGUGGAAAGUUUUCUGGACUCGCAUCCCGAGUUAUUCGAGGACUACCUGAAUAGAAAAGGGAAUUAUAGCAUUGUGGAGAAAUGGCUUAAGAAUCACCAGGCAAGUAAAAGUCCGGCGGCUGCAGCUCGCUCUGAGCCGAGAGAGGACAAGAGCAUCGCGUGUAAGGACAGCUGGGCAAGCAAAUGUGACGGCCUGCAACGGAGAGCCUCGCAGAAAGAGCUGCGCAAAACUUUCGCCAGAUCAAAGGCCAUCAAUGUCAACAGGACAUACGACGAACAUGUUAAUUCUAGGGCCCAGGAGCCGCUGACAAGCAUGAGGAGAAGAGCUCUGCUGAGGAAAGCCAGCUCUCUGCCCCCGACCACUGCGCACAUACUGAGCGCACUGCUUGAGUCCAGAGUCAACAUCCCCCAGUACCCGUCAACAGCCGUGGAUUUUAAAUAUUACCUCAAAGAACAUAACGAAAGAGAGUUUUUCCUGGAGCUUGUAAAAGACAUAUCUAACGACUUGGAUCUAACGAGUCUCAGCUACAAAAUCCUUGUGUUUGUUUGUAUUAUGGUCGAUGCAGACCGGUGCUCCUUGUUUUUAGUGGAGGGGACGGGCAACAAGAAGACUCUCGUGUCCAAAUUCUUUGACGUGCACGCAGGUACCACAGUUUUACCUUCGAUGAAUUCAGAUGAAGUUCAAGUGCCGUGGGGGAAAGGAAUCAUUGGAUAUGUGGCCGAACACGGAGAGACAGUGAACAUCCCGGACGCGUAUCAGGAUCGACGGUUCAGUGAUGAAAUCGACAAGCUGACAGGCUACAAAACCAAGUCGCUCUUGUGCAUGCCCAUUGGCAACAGUGAUGGAGAGAUCAUUGGAGUUGCUCAGGCCAUCAACAAGACUUCAAGCGGAGAACUCUUCACUGAAGAUGAUGAAAAGGUGCUGCAGAUGUACCUGCCCUUCUGUGGUAUUGCAAUCUCCAAUGCCCAGCUCUUUGCUGCUUCAAGGAAGGAGUAUGACAGGAGUCGAGCACUCUUGGAGGUAGUCAAUGACCUUUUUGAGGAGCAGACUGACCUGGAGAAAAUUGUCAGGAAGAUCAUGCACCGUGCCCAGACGUUGCUAAAGUGCGAGCGUUGCUCUGUACAAUUGCUUGAGGACAUUGAGUCACCGGUACUGUUUUUCUCUCUGCUGUCCCACUGUGUAGUGAAGUUCACCAAGUCCUUUGAACUGCUGUCCCCUAAGUGUAGUGCAGACACUGAAAGCAGUUUUAAAGACAGUAUGGAGAAAUCAUCUUACUCAGACUGGCUCAUCAACAACAGUAUUGCAGAGCUGGUAGCAUCCACAGGGCUACCCGUCAACAUCAGCGAUGCUUAUCAGGAUCCACGCUUCGAUGCUGAGGCAGACCAGUUCUCAGACUUCCACAUCCGCUCUGUCCUUUGUGUCCCCAUAUGGAACAGCAACCACCAAAUUAUUGGUGUUGCUCAAGUGCUGAACAGACUUGAUGGGAAGCCAUUUGAUGAUGCAGAUCAGCGUCUCUUUGAGGCAUUUGUCAUCUUUUGUGGACUUGGCAUCAACAAUACUAUCAUGUAUGACCAGGUGAAGAAGUCUUGGGCCAAGCAAUCUGUGGCUUUGGAUGUUCUGUCUUACCAUGCCACUUGCUCCAAGACUGAAGUUGACAAAUUCAAGGCUGCUAACAUCCCCCUGGUUUGCGAGCUGGGUAUUGAUAAACUGUCCUUUGAUGAUUUCUCUCUGGAUGUUGAUGCCAUGAUUACAGCCACUCUGAGAAUGUUUAUGGAGUUGGGUAUGGUGCAAAAAUUCAAGAUAGACUAUGAGACACUGUGCAGAUGGCUGCUGACUGUCAGAAAAAACUACAGAAUGGUCCUUUACCACAACUGGAGACACGCCUUCAAUGUUUGCCAGUGCAUGUUUGCUAUGCUGACGACGGCAGGCUUCCAGGAAACUCUGACAGAGGUGGAGAUCUUAGCGCUCAUCGUAGGUUGUGUGUGCCACGAUUUGGACCACAGGGGCACCAACAACGCUUUUCAGGAAAAGACGGGCUCAGCCCUCGCUCUGCUUUAUGGGACCUCUGCUACACUGGAGCACCACCACUUCAACCAUGCUGUUAUGAUCCUGCAGAGCGAGGGUCACAAUAUCUUCUCUAACCUGUCGUCCACGGAGUACAGCAACCUCAUGCAGCUGCUGAAACAGUCCAUUCUGGCCACAGACCUCACACUGUACUUCGAGAACAGAAACAUCUUCUUUGAGCUGGUCAGCAAAGGAGAGUACAACUGGAAUGUGAAGGCUCAUAGGGAUAUGUGCAGAUCCAUGAUGAUGACAGCAUGUGAUCUUGGUGCUGUCACUAAACCAUGGGAGAUAUCACGCAAGGUGGCAGAGCUGGUGACCAGCGAGUUCUUCGAGCAGGGCGACAGAGAGAGAUCAGAACUGAAGCUCACACCCUCAGCCAUCUUUGAUCGAAACAGGAAGGAUGAGUUACCAGGGCUUCAGAUGGAGUGGAUUGAUGGAAUUUGUGCGCCACUGUAUGAGACUCUGGUCAAGUUGAAUCCCAAACUUCAACCAGUGCUUGACAUGAUCAAAGCUAAUAGGGUCAAAUGGGAGGAACUGAACAAGAAGAGGCAAAGUAUUUCUGCACCCAUGAGCCCCCACGGUGGCGACAGCACAGAAACCAGCGGGUGCACUGUGGCCAAAGCUGGCAGCACACCCUACUGUAGUGACAAUGCUGAUGGUUCGCCAUCCAAACCUGUUAGUUAGCUACUGUUGUCAUUUUUGAGCUGAUCUCUGGCUUUUUUCCCCUCUUAAAAUACAGCCUGCAACAGAGGCAGUGAAGUGCAUGCAGAGGUUCUUGGGCUCUGCUCCUCUUUGCUUUUGCCACUAGAGACUUGAGACCUUGACUUAGACCUGAGUAAAGCACUAUCAUAGUGGUUUUUCUGCUCCCUUCAAUCUUCCUGUGCUGAAGGCUGACAGAGCUGAGUUUGGCAAGCGUGUUGAAACAGCUACAAAUCAGCUGACGGCAUCGUGUCUGAAAGGAAACUCAAACCACUGUGUCAACAUGUCAAUCUGUCAGCUGACAGCAACUACUAUGGGCAUUGCACAGUUUUUAGGCACAACGUGUGGAAAAUAUCAGAGAGGAAGGUUUGUCACCGCUGAGGGUUGUUUUACUCUCAGUUCCUACUUGCAGUUUGUCUGGGGUAACAGAUGUUUCUUGUAAAUUUGUACAUAUGCUAUUGAGGUUGAAAACUAUGUUAUUUAAGUGCUGUGUAAAAAACUGUAAGCUCUGGAUUAUAAUGUGGCUGAAGUAUGAAAGGGUGUAGGAACAGCACGACCUGUGACAGUAUAAUGCAAAAUGAGUGCUAUGCUCCCUCCCUUCCUGUGCCUUGUUUUAGGAUCCCAAUGAAAAUGCAUGGCGUCCUCACUGAGAUUCGUAGAUAGUAUAUAAAUCCAUGUUGAACGUGUUUGGCCAAAAUUUGUAAACCCAAUGACUAUAGUUUUCUUGAUCUGAUGUUAGCCACAAAUCAUUAACCUUUAUAGAUGCAGAUAUGGAACUCUAUUUUGCCCAGUUUUAUAAAUGGAGGGUCUCACACACAGAAUGUGCCUUGAAGUUGUUUGAUCACAUUAUUCCAGCAGAAAAGUCCUUUUGUCAACUGAUUUUACAAUGAGAACUCAAGCAUAAAGCAACAUAGCAUAAACUUACAAAACUACAUUAAAAGGAACAGCUGAAAAUUUUCAUACACACUUGUGCGCUGUCUGGUGGUGGGUUAGAUAAGAAGAUCAAUAUCACUCUCCUGACUGUCCAAUAAAUAUGAAACUGCAGCCAGCCGCCAGUUAGCUUAGCAUAGAGACUAUAAAUAAGGGGAAAGAGCUGACCUGGUUCUAUGCAAAGGAAAUAAAACAUGCCUACCAGUGGCUUUAAAUCUUAUUUGCUAAUACUUUAUCUUCUUUUAAUACAUAAUUUUGCAGACAACAAUUCACCAUAUUACAAGGGCUACAUGUCAGAUCUUUUGUCUAGAACCAGCCACUUCUUGCAGUCUCUGCUGCCAAGAAAUACAGUAGUCCAACAUACAAACCCACAUAAAACAAACUGUAGAGCUUUCGUACUCACACCAAAAUGUAAUUAACACAAUAUGCCCAGUAUGUCUGCAGACAGUGGCAGAAGUACUCUGAUCCCUUACUUAAGUAAAGGUAGCAAUUCAACUGUGUAAAAAUACUCUGUUACAAGUA
Molecule: messenger RNA, 5436 nt
Organism: Monopterus albus (swamp eel)
Lineage: Eukaryota; Metazoa; Chordata; Actinopteri; Synbranchiformes; Synbranchidae
Gene: pde11a
Product: phosphodiesterase 11a
Exons: 20
Coding region: 1192-3969 (925 amino acids)
Biological process (GO): signal transduction
Molecular function (GO): 3',5'-cyclic-nucleotide phosphodiesterase activity; protein binding
Source: RefSeq, a predicted model, not a curated record